Molecule: messenger RNA, 1553 nt
Organism: Ricinus communis (castor bean)
Lineage: Eukaryota; Viridiplantae; Streptophyta; Magnoliopsida; Malpighiales; Euphorbiaceae
Product: heterogeneous nuclear ribonucleoprotein 1
Exons: 6
Coding region: 168-1214 (348 amino acids)
Biological process (GO): regulation of gene expression
Cellular component (GO): nucleoplasm
Molecular function (GO): RNA binding
Source: RefSeq, a predicted model, not a curated record
CACACAUCUCUCUUCUAUUUACCACCACCACCCACAUUCCCUUCGAAACCCUAACUCCUUUUCUUUUUUCCCCAAAGUUGCCUUCGAAGCCCUAAAUCAAUUCUCUUUCUCUCAACAGAUUUCCCGAGAAAGUUCUCAAUUCUAGCUGUUUAAACAGUUAAUUCCUAAUGGCUUCAAAGUCCAAAAGCGAUAAUCCUCACUCCGGCGAUGGUGCCAGCCCUGGGAAAAUUUUUAUAGGAGGAUUGGCUAAAGACACCACGUAUGCUACUUUUAAUAAACACUUCGGAAGGUAUGGGGAAAUAACUGACUCAGUAAUUAUGAAAGAUCGGUACACGGGUCAGCCUAGAGGGUUUGGUUUUAUUACUUAUGCUGAUCCUUCAGUUGUUGAUAAAGUUAUCGAGGACACUCAUGUUAUUCAUGGCAAACAGGUGGAGAUAAAGAGGACAAUUCCUAAAGGUUCUGGGCAAUCAAAGGAUUUUAAGACGAAGAAAAUAUUUGUUGGUGGAAUUCCAUCAUCAGUCACUGAAGAUGAGUUCAAGGGUUUCUUCUCCAAGUAUGGGCAAGUGGUGGAACACCAGAUUAUACGUGAUCAUGAAACCAAUCGUUCACGAGGUUUUGGAUUUAUUAUUUUUGACAGUGAAGAAACUGUAGAUGAAAUGUUAUCCAAUGGAAAUAUGAUUGAUAUGGCCGGUACUCAGGUGGAGAUCAAGAAAGCUGAACCAAAGAAAGCCUCAAACCCACCACCUGCUCCUUCAUAUGGUAGCAACUCUAGGGGUCGUUCUUACAAUGACAGCUAUGGUGGAUUUGGAGGUUCUUAUGGGGGGUUUGAUGGAGGGUUUGGGCCUGGUCCCUAUAGGACUCCUGGGAGUCUGGGUGGUAGACUUAGUAGUGCAUAUGGGUACGGUAGUGGUGGUGGGGACUUUGGUGGGAGUUAUGGAAGUUUUGGAGGGAGUAGCCUAGGAGGUUACCGAGGUGAAUCUUCCCUUGGUUAUUCUGGUCGAUUUGGACCUUAUGGUGGCGGGUUUGGUGGAGGUUAUGGUGGUAGUGGUUUAGGUGGUUAUGGUAGCGGAGGUGAAGGGUAUGGAAGUUAUGGAGGUACAGGAUACGGUGGGGGUUACGAAUCUGGUGCAGGUGCUAGUUAUGGAGGAGCAGGUGGGCUGUAUGGAAGGGGAGGCUAUAGUGGCAGUAGUCGGUAUCAUCCUUAUGCAAGAUAGAAUGAAGUUUGAUGCAGUUGCUUAAGCUUUGCGUAGAAGUUCCAAACAGGGUCCUAUAGUUUAAAAAAGCCUUGUGAAAUUGAUAGGCACUGUCUCACAUGCACUAGAAGUCUCCUAUCACUGCGAUUGAGGAAGCUUUUAAGGAUAAGAAGAUCACUCUAUUAGAUUAUUUCUUCUAUGUAUUUUUUAGACAGACUUAGCUUUUGCUUGAACUUAGUUCUUGGUGUCACUUAUUCUAGUUAUUUUUUAAUAUAGUUUGUGUUGUAGACCAUAGUAUAUUGGUUUGGAGCUUGUUGGUAUUUUAUAUUAGUUAUAUCUAGAUAGAUAUAUCAUAAUUCA